Molecule: messenger RNA, 2805 nt
Organism: Phytophthora sojae
Lineage: Eukaryota; Oomycota; Peronosporomycetes; Peronosporales; Peronosporaceae
Exons: 3
Coding region: 1-2805 (934 amino acids)
Source: RefSeq, a predicted model, not a curated record
AUGCCGCCCGUCAUCCAGAGCUUCAGCGAGGAGAGGCGCCAGAACGGCGACAGCAAGAACGGCGCCGCCGUGGCGAACGGAGACGCGAGUCCGCCCGCCACGCGCUCCAUGUACGACUUUUUGUUCCCCUCGGGCGGCCGCGCGGAGGCCAACGGAGCGAGCGGCAGCAGGUCGCUCAAGAGGAAGCGACGCAGCGCCCGACGUGCCGACGACCUGGCGGCCGCAGAGGUGGACCUGCUCCGCUUCGGCGUGGACGCGGCCAAGCUCGUGCCGCAGGGGCUCGUCGACCGCGUGGACGUCCAUAUGAGCCGCGCGGUGCUGGUCAAAGUCGUGGGCAACCACGUGGCCAACUGGUGCAGCCGCGCGGGCUUCGCGCCCAGCUUCCGGCAGGAGCUCACCACGCUGCUCGCGGCGUACUACCCGUGCAACUACCCGACGCUGCUGGACGAGGUGCUGGCCGGGUUCCUGUUCAAGAGACCGGAGUUCAUGGAUUUAUUGUUGCCGCCCAUGCUCGAGAAGAUGAGCAAGGCCGGCGAGUCGGUGUCGACGACCAAGUAUCCCGUGGCGGACGCCUUGGUGAGGAUGUGCGCCACGUCGGCGGUGAGGACGAGCUCGCAGGCGGUGGCGCGCCAUGAUCUCGCGUGCAGGUCGCUGCUGCGCUGUCUGGCGGAGAACAACGGAGACAGAUUCGUGCUGAGCCCCUGGAUCGUGGCGUGUGCUGUUGAAUCUAGUGACACGGUGCUCCGUACGUUGUGGCGAGCGCUGCUGCCUCGGUACACGGUGGCAGAGCCGGAUGAGGAUGACCUAGACUGGCAGAUUCAAGAACCGGGGCAGCAGAUCGUGGAGCUGCUGGCUGAGGAAGGCAAGCUGCGCGCGUGUCGAAUGACCUGCGGGUUCGUGGAGCUGCUUCUGAGUGAUGAUGAUAUGAAGCAGCAGCUUGUGAACGCGCGGUCGUAUCUGAUCCCCGACUGCCUGGAGCGGGCAUUCAAGUAUGCUGGCACAAGUUGGAGCGCAUCGCUGAUGGCGGAGUGGAUGAAGCGGCGCCGGAAGCAACACGCUGAUGGGGCCCAGUUCAAAGACCUCGUGGACUUCUUAGUUCGCUUCAAUUCGAAAUUGAGUGUGAAGAAGCCAGAAUGGUUUGUCCAACACGUUCUGAGCUUCGUGUUGUCCCCUCAAUGCCAGGUAGAAGAGCAGGAGCCGGCACUGCGCGCAAUCCUGCGUGACUACAUGCCGUUCGUGUUUGGCGCAGUAGACGAGCAGUCGAAUGAGCAGAAGAGUCGACAGAAUGGUUCUGCUGACUCGGCAGCCACUGACGCAAGUGGGAAGACGGGAUCUCUCGACGUCGUUGUUAGUCAAGCUGUCCUGGAGGCCCGAAGCAAGAUGGAGUUGGUCGUCGGUCUUUUGAUUGCUGCGAGUGCUCGGACAAGUGCAUUGUUCGUCGACAUUUGGUCCGAGGUUUGGUCAGACAAGCGGACAGCGCCUUCUUGGAGCCAAGUGCACGCACUAACCAGCGUUGCAAUCCAAGAUAGCGUGGAGGACCAGAGUGAGUUUGGGCAAAAGCUUCACAGUCUGACGACGCGAGUUUGCCGGCUGUACUACUACCGUCUGAGUCGUCAUAUCGGAGACGACAACACACACGACGAAGUCGCUGUCAAGUUCUCGGAGGCGCUCAACCUCCUCCUGCCGUCUACUCGCCUGAUUGCACACGCUUUGUUGCAAGAAGUCCUGGGCGCCCUGGCGGGCUUUGAUCAAGAGCAUUCGGCCGACGCGUGUACAAUUUUCGGCAAUGCCGUCACACUGCAGCUUGGUAAAUGCGGUGGCGCUGGCGGUGGCGUGAGGACCAGCGUGAAGCGAGGCGUUGUACAAAAGUCGCUUUCACUGGCUGGGACGAACAACACAACGGGAGAUUUUAUCCGGCGCGUGCUAUCCUCUGGACAUUUGGUGCGCUUAUUAGCUGGCCUGCUCAACGUUGGGCGGAGGAGACGGAGGCAGGAAAUGCUGUUGGAUGUAAUGGAUGUCGUCGUGAUCGGCAAUACGUCGGCGAAGCUGGACGGAGAGUGGGCUCGCCAGUAUGUCGUGCAAGAGCUUGUGUAUUGCGCGUACACUGGCCCGCCCAGCUCGGCGAGGAAGGCGAUUGCGCUAUUGCAAAACAUUUUCCGACACAGCACGAAUGGAGUUCGAGCGUUGCUGUGGGUGAUUCUGCAGCAGUGCACGAAGCUCUGUUGUGGACGCGAAGAGAAGCCUGGCGAUGUCCCUCCUUCAGAUAAUUACCAGGGGAGGGCGGACUCGUUCGCGGAGCUGGUGAAGGCGAUGGUAAUCACAGUCCCCGAGAGCACAGUGCGUGAAGUGUUGAGUUUCGUGGAGCAGAAGCUCUCGUCGUGCUCCGUUGGGAAGACACGGAUGAACCUGUUCCUGCUGCUGCUACUCCGGAAACUGGUUGUUUGCGAGCUUAAAUGUGGCGUGCUCCUCCCCGUCGUGCAGCUUGCCGUGUGUCCACUGGCGCCUUCCGACUUCGAUCGGAUCCGGUUGAUUCAGCUGCAGUUGCUGAAGGCGCUGUGCUCGCGGUUGGUGGCUGUUCGGCUCCGCCCAGGAGCGUUGAAGCACACAGACUGGAAGCGCUGCGAGGGUCUGAUUCGCAACGAACGGUUACAGUCUGAUCUCCGAUCAAUGGUGAAGCGAACUGGUCGUGCCUCCGAGGUGUUGGCUCAGGGUAUUUUGGCGUUUACACAUCAGCUCAAGCAACAGGGCCUCAUAGACGAAGACGAAGGGGCUCGAAGGGAACUGAAGAAAGGCAGGAUGAAAUGA